AUGAUUUUUGGGUGUAGACAGACACAAAAUUGUAUAUGUGAGAAAGCCAAAUGCAUUUUCAGUGAAGCAAAGAAAAACAAAUAUGAACGACCUUUAGGACUUACACAAGAACAUCAAAGAAUGAAUGGAAAACACUUUUAUUUAGAUUUUUGA
Molecule: messenger RNA, 153 nt
Organism: Caenorhabditis elegans
Lineage: Eukaryota; Metazoa; Nematoda; Chromadorea; Rhabditida; Rhabditidae
Gene: R107.9
Exons: 2
Coding region: 1-153 (50 amino acids)
Source: RefSeq, marked reviewed